GUGUCGCCUCGGGUCAAAUAAAAUAAAACUACUGUUUUAUUUGAUAUAUUUUAUUCGCGAAAAGUUAAUUAGUAGAUAACUGAUUACAUAUAUUGUGGACAUUAACAGUAAAUCAAAUUAAACGAGCUUAGGAUUAGUUUAGUACGAGCCCCAGUGUUACGGUGAAUAAAUCUACCCUGUUGAUAAAAAAAAAAAAACCUUAACUUCUGUGUGAGUGUCGUGUGUGUGUUAUUCCAAAUACUGCAACACAAAAUAUCAUGGCCAAGUGCGGUGGAUGUGGCCAAUUCAUUGCUGCAACAGCUAGCAUUCGGUGUGGCAAGUGCGCGGUCUGCUACCACCGCGCCUGUGUGGGAGUACCGCCUUCAGCAACCCCCUCGCCUGCAUGGCUGUGUCCUGGAUGCAAGGCGAAACUUCCCAAGACCGACAAUUCCGCGACACCGGUUAAAGGUGCAGCAGCGGAUUGCUCGGUCCCAAAUAGUCCCCCCACCGUCACCCCCUCCGUGAGUCUGGAUUUGGCGCAUGAGAUCAGAGCUUUCAGGGAGGAGUUAAGCGCUCUAAGAGUUGAUAUACGUGAGCUACGGCAGGAAAAUGCACAAUUUAGAGCUGCCAUAAACGGUUGCAAUGAGCGGCUGGACGCGGUAGUGCACAGGGUGGAUACCCUCGAGCAGCGGUUCGAGGCGAAGGACCCCUCAUCGUAUGACCAUCUGGAGGAGACGAUCGCUGACUUAAAGCUACAACUGAACGAGCGCGAUCAGGAACUUCUGUUGAAUGACGUCAUCGUGUCGGGUAUACCGGAGUCGAACACCGAGAACCCGGCACACAUACUUAAAACACUGUCGCUGAAGCUGGGGGUCGACCUUGACGAUAGGGACAUAGUAAACGUCGAGCGCCUCGGCAUGGUACGUCGUAAUUUUAUCGCCGGUUCAUCCCAGCACGACAUAACGGAGCGUCCGCGGCCGCGCGCCAUCGCGGUGCGCCUUUCUCGCCGUACGGUGCGAGACAAACUACUUCAAGCGGCGCGCGUGCGCCGCGGCCUCACCACUGCGGAUCUCGAUCUACACGGCCAGCCUCGGAGGGUGUUUGUAAAUGAGCACUUGACUCGCUCUAAUGCAAAGUUAUUCCAUCUAGCUCGAGAGGCUGGGCAGCGUUCAAAGUACAAGUACGUGUGGACAAGGGAGGGACGCAUCUACGUGCGGAAGGAGGACGGCGUCUCUGCUGUGCGCAUUCGCUCGCACGCAGAUAUCAUAAAAACUUUUGGGGACGGUUAUGUUUGAUGAGUGUGGGUGUUAAUAGAUAUUUCUGUUCGGUUUGUGUAUUUCACUUUGUUUUCAUUUUUUUGCUGUAUACCCUUUAUCUUGUUGACGACCUCGCGAUAUGUGCUACGUUACAUUUAUUUUAUAUUAGUUUUUCUGCUACGUCAUGUUGUAAAUUGGCAUCCUCGGCAAUGUAUGUAUGGGCUAAGGUUGGUAUUCCUUGCAGUGACGGUAAAUUUUAUUGUAUCCAGGCUUAUGCAACCUUACUUAUUAUUGGAUAUUUUUAUGUAUAUGCAUAUGUGCCUGUGUUCUUAUUAUACAAUGUUUCUAUCUUUCUUUACUCAUAUAUUAUUUAUAAAUCUUUAAGUAAUGGCUAUAUUAUAAUAACAAUUUUUUUUAACAUAAAUUUAGAUACUCUCGCAGGGAAAGUAUAUAACGAUUUUUGUUUAUAUUUAAUCCAUGAUAUAAAAUGACCCCGAAAGAGUUUAAAAUUGGAUUUCUUAACGCCGGGUCUUUAGGUACAAAUCAUGACGAGUUUAUAGCCGCAGUGGAUCAUCAUGAUGUUGACAUCAUGGCGGUAAAUGAGACAUGGCUCAGGGCGGGGGAGGAGGCGCGCGCGCCGUCGGUUCCCGGCUACCGGCUGCGGCAUGUACCGCGUCCGCUGAGCGUGCGCGGCGGCCGCGGCGGUGGUGUCGGAUUCUAUAUAAGAUGCGGAAUGAACGUACGGGCGCAUUCCCACCCUACUGACCCUACACAUACGUCGGUCGAACAGAUGUGGCUCGUGUUUACCAUAAACGGUAUUAGGCUUGCUAUAGGGACCGCCUAUCGGCCGCCGUGGUUGGAUGUGGAUACGUUUCUGGACGCACUGACCAUGUCUGUAAAUUCGUUAACAUUUUGCGACUACACUGUGUUGUUGGGCGAUUUUAAUAUAAAUUUUAUGAACACUUCUCCACCUGACAGUAAAUUAAACAAAUUGCAUAUUUUUUUAAAUUGCCUGAGCCUCAAUCAGUUAAUAACAUCACCUACACACUUCACAACCAACAACUCGAGCCUUAUAGAUUUGGUGUGUACAGACGCAAGAGUUACUGAUGUCAAUGUGUACCCAAUACAAGCUCUCGGUGCUCAUGCAUUUAUUACAACCACUCUUCGUAUAAAAAGGGAAAAAAUCCGGCCUCGAAUUGUAACUUACAGGGAUAUCAAAAACAUUGACUUAGAAAAUCUGAAAGACGCUCUGGACGCGAUCGACUGGCGUGGGGUGGUUUCUUCUCAUGACGUGGACUAUAUGGUAUACUGUCUGACAAACAAUUUACUGUGUCUGUUUGACACAUUUGCACCUCGCAGGAGUGUUAGGAUGAGGGAUAGAUCCUAUCCAUGGAUUACAGAAAACAUUAAACUCAUGAUGAAACUUCGAGACAAAGCCUAUAGGGAAUUCCGAAUUAAUAACACAUUAACUCACAAAAAACAAUACUAUACGGAUUUAAAGAGUCUAGUAACUAAAUCAAUUUACCUUGAAAAAGUAGCCUACUUCAAAUCAAAUAUUAAUAACAACAUCAAACAUCCGAAGAGGCUUUGGAAGAAUUUAAAAUCCACCUUGCUGCCUCUAAAGUCUGAUAAUGAACUACCCGCACAUUUCAAUGACCCAAACAAAAUAAAUGAUCAUUUUUUGAAUAUUCCCGGCGAUACAAUUACUUCCCUGUCGACUUACACCUACUAUGAAUUUCAUAGGUUCUCUGAUUGCAUCCUCUCCCUUAAUACAACCGAUGACAUGAAGAUUCUAAGGAUAAU
Spodoptera litura is the source of this 3038-nucleotide messenger RNA. The record is from RefSeq and is a predicted model, not a curated record. NCBI's taxonomy places the organism in Eukaryota, Metazoa, Arthropoda, Insecta, Lepidoptera, Noctuidae.